AUGGAUAUCGCUCUGGAGACCAUCGACACGUUUGUGUUCGACUACGUCUACGCCAAGGUUCUGCCCUACAAAAUGAAGCUUGCUCCCCAGGUGGCCAAGUUUCUCCGUGUCCAGGACUUUUCAAAGUCUCUGAUCGACCGCAACACGGGCUUUUUCUUCCCCGAGGCUGCGGCCAAGCUGGCGACCGCCAAGAACCCCGAGUUCUACGGCGAGCCCGUGUUCUGGAAACACGCCUACGACCACGUUCUGGCCUGCGGCUCCAUUUUCGCCCGAGACCACAUCAUCCGACAGAUCAUCUCCUUCACCAUCAUCACAGCCACCUUUGGAGCGCUUCUGUACCUGUCGUUCGCCACGCUGUCCUACCUGUUUGUGUUUGACCGAGAUACCUUCAACCACCCCCGUUUCCUCAAGAACCAGAUCACCCUGGAGAUCACCCAGGCCCUGAGCGCCAUCCCCUUCAUGUCUCUGUGCACCGCCCCGUGGUUUGUCGCAGAAGUCAGAGGCUACUCACGCAUGUAUCUGGAGGUUGAGAAACACGGCUGGCUGUACUUGAUUUUGCAGUUCCCGCUGUUUCUCAUGUUUACCGACUGUGGCGUCUACCUAAUCCACAGAGGUCUGCAUCACAAGUGGGUCUACAAGCACCUGCACAAGCCCCAUCACAAGUGGAUCAUGCCCUCUCCGUUCGCGUCGCAUGCCUUCCACCCUCUCGACGGCUACUUUCAGUCUCUGCCCUACCACAUUUUCCCCUUCCUGCUACCUCUCAACAAGAUUUCCUAUCUGAUUCUCUUCACCUUUAUCAACUUCUGGACCAUUAUGAUCCACGACGGCGAGUUCCUCGUCAACUCUCCCGUCAUCAACGGUACCGCCUGUCACACGGUCCACCACCUGUACUUCAACUACAACUACGGCCAGUUCUUCACUCUGUGGGACCGAGUGGGAGGCUCGUACCGACAGCCCGAAGAUGAGUUCUUCGACCACUCCCUCAGGAAGGACGAGCAGACCAUCCGACGCCAGGUUGGCGAGUUUGAGAAAAUCCGAGCCAAGGAGGAGAGCGCUGACGAUCGAGUCUACGUUGGAGAUACCGCCGCCAAGAAGACUGUUGCUGUCAAGCGAAACACCAAGCAGGAUUAA
This is a messenger RNA of Yarrowia lipolytica CLIB122, 1131 nucleotides long. RefSeq lists its product as uncharacterized. The record is from RefSeq and is a predicted model, not a curated record. NCBI's taxonomy places the organism in Eukaryota, Fungi, Ascomycota, Dipodascomycetes, Dipodascales. Gene Ontology annotation, biological process: sterol biosynthetic process. Gene Ontology annotation, cellular component: membrane. Gene Ontology annotation, molecular function: iron ion binding; C-5 sterol desaturase activity.